AUGCAUAAGGUAUUGAAUGGGCUCAAUGUACCGAAUCCUGCCACUCUUUUAGAAGAAUCGACUUCCGAUGAAGUUAAGGCUGCUUUGAAAUUAAACACUGACGAUGCUCUUGCUAUGGGUUGUUUCGGAGCCCCUUGGAUUCAUGUGCAUACACCAAAUGGAAAGGUAGAACCAUUCUUCGGUAGCGACCGUUUGCCCCUAAUUGGCCAUCUCAUCGGCGAGCACUACCAGGGACCACUCACUCACCUUGCGAAGAAUUGUUCAGUGUAG
Strongylus vulgaris is the source of this 270-nucleotide messenger RNA. The record is from the annotation of a GenBank genome assembly. NCBI's taxonomy places the organism in Eukaryota, Metazoa, Nematoda, Chromadorea, Rhabditida, Strongylidae.